Molecule: messenger RNA, 2328 nt
Organism: Tetrahymena thermophila SB210
Lineage: Eukaryota; Ciliophora; Oligohymenophorea; Hymenostomatida; Tetrahymenidae
Exons: 5
Source: RefSeq, a predicted model, not a curated record
AUGUUACAAGAUAAAGCUUACAACAAUAUUAAGUACUAUUUCUAGACCUAAUCCAAUGUAGAGAAGUUCAAUGAAAUAGCCACAGUUUUGCAAAAGAACGGAAUUCAUAAUUGGGAUGAAGGUCUACAGUUUAAGAACGAAUCUGAUUUGAUAGAGUUAGGUGUUGAUGAAAAAUAUGCACAUAUUUUUGUCAAUGAAGUAAAGCGCCAAAAUCAAUUUAAUAAUGAUUUAAGUGAUUUUAGCGAUAUAGCAUCGAUGGCUUCAUACACCACUUCCUAGAAUCCUAGGAAGUUUUUGCUUUCUCAAGACAAAACAAACUAGUAAUAUUAUACAGAAGAAAUCAUAGAGAGAGAGUUAAAUAAGAUUUAUGAAGUCUGGCAGGAGGUUAACGAUGAAUUUUUUAAUCAAUUCCCAGAUCUCACCCGCAUCAUUUUUUUGAAUUUCAUUUCAUAAGAAAAAAUGCUCAUUUAUGGAGGAAUUCAUUCUUCUAACGUUGAGGAGCUAUUCAGAGCAUUCUCGAAGUUUGUUGAUUAUAAGAAGCUAACUCAUUUCAUUACUACUAAUACAAAUGUAGAUGAACUAUUUGAUAAAUAAGGAUUUGCAACUAUCCCUUAAGCAGAUGUCAAAACACUACAAAACACUCAAGCAACUGACAUUAAGGUAAACGAAGCAAAUUUCCUUCUUCUCCAUCAAAUAUUCCAAGCAUCAAGUCCUCUAAUAAAUGCUAUUAUUAGACAUCUUUCAGAAAACGACAAACUGACUACAUAUGCCACCACAGAAUAAGAUUAGCCAAGUAUUAAGCAAUUCGAUAAUUAGAUAUUAGAAGAGUUUCUAUUCACUUACUUUGAAGAAGCAGAGAAACCAGCUGACUAAAAAAAAGAUAACUUUGAAGAAUUUGUUCAAGCAAUGUGGACUAAAAACGGGUAAAAUGGUAAAAUUGUUGCCCCUUAGAAAUUUCUCAAAGGCACAGAAAACAGCAAGUUAGGUGGAGUUAGUCCAAUAAUACCAAAUGCUUUUAAAAAACCUUAGUUGAAAUUAACAUAAGAGUUUUUAACUGCACUUGGAGAUUUAGCCUUUUAAAAAGUGGAAGACUCAACGGGAAUAUUAAAGCUUUAUUUGAAGGAGCUUAGAGAAAGAUUACUUGAUAACAAGAUUCUAAUUUCUUAAAGAAGAUGGGUGAGAAUAUUUAGAGUUUUGAAAAUAGUUUCAUAUACUAGAAAUAUAGGUGAUACUUCAAGAGUUUCAUUAGCUGAUUGCUUUAUUGUUCCUUUCUUGAUGGCCAAGAGCAAAUCUGAAUUUACUUUAAUAGAAAAGACUAAUUUAGAUGUGAUUGAGAAUCUUGCUCGCUUUUAUGGAAGUCUUAAACUUUCUCACUAUAUAGAAAAGCACUUUUGGUUGCUCUCUCCUCAUAAAGCAUUUAUUAAAUAAAUUAAAAAGCGUCACAGUCAUCUACCAUCCUUUUUCCAAGGUUGUAUCAGCCAUCCAGAUUACUUCUAAAUUUACCCAGAAGUUUUACAAUAAUAAAAAUACUCUCAACUCUGCUACUAAGUAUCUGGACCUGAUAGAAAAAUGCUCAGUGAUGAUUUCUUUUCAAUUGAUGUAAAUAAGGCAUAUGAGAUGAAAUUGGAUAUUAAAACUUCAAAUAGAAUGAUCGUAUACAUUGGUUUAGUUUGUUUUGAUGAAAAUAAAGAAUUUAUCCACUCAACUCAAGUUUGCAGAGUAGAAAAUUCAGAAGUCAUUAUAACUGGAGAUGAUGAAUCAACAAAGACUCUUUUGGUCUCUUCUGGAUCUGAGACAAAUCUUAAAAAAUGGAACUCUUAUUCUCCUGAACAAAAAGAUAAAUAAAAGAAUUUUGCAUAUUUGAGAUCUAUUGGGUUUUACUACGAAGGUGACACUUCCAGAUUAAUACCAAUAUCUGCGGUCAUACAAGAUAACGUAAAGCCAUAUGACACUACAGAAGAGCAUGGAGCUUUCUCAGAAAUAAAAGGAAACCGACUUUACUUAACUGAUUAUGGUUGGAAGAAAUACUAGUAGCUUAAGGAAAAAGGAGUUAUAUAGUUUAAUAAGACAUAAUUAAUGAACCAUUUUGAAGGAGGAACAUAUACUUUUGCAGAAUGCUUUGAUGAUUAUAUUAAAAAAUGGAUGUAAAAGAGCUUCUGGUUCAAAGGGGAAACAAGAUCUACAGAAACAAAUAAAUUUAGAAAAGGAACAAAAUAUGUUAAAAUAGUAAUUCUAAGCAAUUAUAAUAGUGGUUUCCCUGAUUUUAAAAUUCUCUAAAAAGAUGCUUCAAUCUAUUGGAAGAAUAUUGAGUUUAACUAUCUAAAAUGA